CGAUUGGUUUCUCCUCCGGUUUUCCCCAUCGAUCCCCUUCUGCGCUGCCUAUUCCUCUUCCCCGCCGCCUGCUAGGGUUACUGCUUCAUCGCGGCCAACGCCACCGCCGUCCACCGUCAUCCUUGACCGCCGCCGCUGGCCGGGUGAGCUUCUUCCACGCCCGCCGGCGUCCAUCUCGCGUCGCUCCUCCGGCCAUUUCUUCACCUCCUCGACUCCCCGAAGCUCCCGCCCGCGUGAGCCACCAAAUGCGGCUGGCGGAGGAGGCGGGGCUGGCCAGCCCGCUCGACGAGCUCCUCCCGCCGGUGGACUUCUGCUGCGCGUACGGCUCAACCCUCCUCCACGCGCGCUCCGGCGCGGCCUCCAUGAUCGACUACAUCCUCGGCAUCCCCGACCCGCUCCAGUGGCACUCCGAGAACUUGGAGAGGAAUCCCGCGCACUACUCCGGAUGGAUGGCUCGCCUCGGCCCCGGCGCUGUACGCACUACUCUGGAUGGAUGGCUCGCCUCGGCCCCGACGCUCAUCGGCGUUGGGGUGUACUUCAAUCCAUUUGUUGAGUGGAGGGACAAGAGGAUAAAGUACGCCGGAGGAUUAAUGAUGUCUUAACUAACAUGGCAGUGAAUCGAUGAUGCCAUUACAGAUAAGAAGAGCACUAAGUCAUAUCACUGGAAUAUAUUUUCCUUUUCUUGCUUUUGAUCAAAGAGUUCUGCCGUAGUUGUUCGUCUUUCCCAAGGUCGGAGCUGGUUUGCCUGUGAUAGCUUCCGUAACCCACAUUAUUGCCUCUGGAGAUCCAGUUUGUUUGCUCUGGUUUUCUCAUAUUGUUGGUAGUCUGAGUGGUACACUUGGUUAUGUGAUGAGUGAGCUGGAGGAUGGAAAGAGAUUUAGUGAAGUUGUGAAAACUGCUAGGUCUCUUGGUUAUACAGAACCAGGCCAAAAAAAAAAUUUCAUUCAUUUGUGGCAUUAUAAGAUUAAUGUGUACUCAGUAUUCAUUCGUUAUCUGUCAUUGCAGCUUUCCUGAAUUUAGUGAUGCUUGUGAUAAGUUCACUUACUCAGCUAUUUAAUUUUGGUAGAUCCACGUGAUGAUCUCAGUAGGAUGGACGUAGCUAGAAAUGUUAGAUGCCUUAAAAGUUUCCAUCUGAUGAAUUACAUGCUACUCUACAUAAUUCACUUUAUCUGUGUAUUUGUUGACCAUUGUCGCUGUUUUGUUCAACUCCUAUGUCCAUGAACUAAUAUAUCAUGAACUGCAUGCUGCUGUGUAUCUCUUCUUUUUUGUGUUUAAUUGUUCGUACUGGGAUUUGAUCCAAAAUACUCCACCUGUUCAGGGAGGCCUGUGUUAUGCACUGAUCCUAUUUGGAAUUUAA
Messenger RNA from Oryza sativa Japonica Group (Japanese rice), 1357 nucleotides. Its product is annotated as phosphatidate cytidylyltransferase, mitochondrial. Gene Ontology annotation, molecular function: phosphatidate cytidylyltransferase activity. Gene Ontology annotation, cellular component: mitochondrion. NCBI's taxonomy places the organism in Eukaryota, Viridiplantae, Streptophyta, Magnoliopsida, Poales, Poaceae. Gene Ontology annotation, biological process: cardiolipin biosynthetic process; CDP-diacylglycerol biosynthetic process. The record is from RefSeq and is a predicted model, not a curated record.